Messenger RNA from Nezara viridula (southern green stink bug), 1487 nucleotides. NCBI's taxonomy places the organism in Eukaryota, Metazoa, Arthropoda, Insecta, Hemiptera, Pentatomidae. The record is from the annotation of a GenBank genome assembly.
GAGGUUUCAAACAACUUGCUUGUGAUGUUUAACCUAAGUUAAUUUAAAUAUAAGUUCAAUUAUUACUAUUAUUGUAUAUAGUUACCAAUUGCUUUAAUUUAUUGUGUGGAAAUAUGAUUUCCAAUUGUGAAAAACAAUUUGUUUUACAGUCAAUUAGAAAUGGAAAACGACUUGAUGGAAGAGAAUUUGAUGAAUUUAGAGAGCUAGAACUACGCUUUGGAUCUGAUUAUGGUUGUUGUUAUGCUACACUCGGCGAGACUAAAGUCGUUGCUCAGGUUUCUUGCAGUCUUACUGAACCUCGCCCAAUGAGGCCAACAGAAGGCUGCCUAUUCAUCAAUGUAGAAAUAAGUGAAGCUGUUUGUCCAAGCUAUGACACAGGCCAUCAGCCUCAUUUGGCUACGCAUGCCAAUAGAUUGUUGGAGAAAUGUAUCAAGGAAUCUAAUUGUUUAGACCUUGAAGCUCUUUGCCUCACAGCAGCGGAACAGGUUUUUGAUAUUAGAGUUGAUGUUACUGUUCUUAAUUAUGAUGGAAACUUGUUAACUUGUUGUUCUGUUGCAACGUUAGCUGCUCUUGCACAUUUCAAGACACCAGCUGUUACAGUAGAAGACUCAGAGAUAAUUAUUCAUCCUAUCAGAGAAAAGGCUCCUGUGCCUUUGAGUCUUCACCAUUUUCCAAUUCUUGUAUCCUUUGCUGUAUUUUGCGAUGGAGAGCAUACAGUGGUUGAUCCAACAGAAAUAGAAGAGAAAGUCAGUGAAGGUGAAUUAGUCGUAGGAAUGAACAAUUACCGUGAGCUCUGUGGACUGCAUUUCAGUGGUCGCGCUAUUGGAAAUAAAGACCUUAUCCUUUCCUGUUCAAGUAGAGCUGCAUUAAUUGCUUCGGAUUGUGUUAAAAGGAUGAAAGAAGUAUUAGAAAUAGACCAGAAGACUAGAGAUAAAAACCGUGGUGAAUCUGAUGGCCUCACUGAGUGUAUUCAUUUAGAUCGUUUGCUGUCGGCAUCCAGAGAUAGGCAAGCCCUUAGAUUACAACCUGAACAAGUGGAAAAAGUUCUUUCACGAGCCAAAAUCAACCAACAUAUGGAAAUAGAUGUCCCAGAGGAGGAAACAAGUGAAGUAGAAGAAGAGGAGAAUGAAAAAAUGUUCACUAAAAUUGACAAGGAAGGAGGAGUAACUAUCAGUGCAAUGGGAGCAUCUGAUUUUGGAAAGGAAUGGGUUCCAAGUGGAGGCAAAAGCACCUGGGAAUCUACAGGGCUUUCCAAUGAAGAAGAAAGCUCUGAUGAAGAUGAUGUUAAUUAUGUAAAAACUAUUACGGAUGAAGACAGGAUAAUUGACAAAAUAGAAUUGAGUGGAGAAAGUGAAGAAGAAGAAACGGUUAUCCUUAAAUGAGCAGAUUUUAUCUGUUAGUCAUUCACUGAGUAAUGAGAACAUUGGUUGUGAAAUUUACACAGCUAUAUUGUUACUGGAAACUAUAUGUUUUAAAACCUAAUUACA